Messenger RNA from Oryza brachyantha (malo sina), 1924 nucleotides. Its product is annotated as pentatricopeptide repeat-containing protein At5g56310-like. The transcript has 3 exons. Gene Ontology annotation, molecular function: RNA binding; protein binding. NCBI's taxonomy places the organism in Eukaryota, Viridiplantae, Streptophyta, Magnoliopsida, Poales, Poaceae. Bases 53 to 1669 code for a protein of 538 amino acids. Gene Ontology annotation, biological process: RNA modification. The record is from RefSeq and is a predicted model, not a curated record.
UCGUCCCGAUCGGCUUCGUCGUUCUUCCCGCGCGGGGGCGACCGCGCAGGCCAUGCCGAGCGCCGGCCAUGGCCACCGCCGCCGGCCUCCUCGUCGCCACCCACCCGGCCUGCCCCCUCACACCCCCUACUCCCGCGCGCUGCAGCAGCGCCUCUACCUCCUCGCCCAGCACCGCCGCCGCCGCAUCGCUCCGGGAGACACCUCCUCCGCCCGCCGCGCGCUCGACCAGCUCCACGCGCAGGUGAUCCUCAACGGGUUCCCCCGCAAGCGCUUCCUCCUCGCCAAGCUGCUCUCGCUCGCCGCCGCGGCCGCCGACCUUCCCCGCGCCGAGUCCCUCUUCCUCGCCCCCGCGCCCGCGGCCGAGGCCGACGACAGCUGCUCGUCUGCCUCGUCGUCAUCAACCACCCUCGCCAACCUCCUCCUCCGCGCCGCCGCGUCGUCCCGCGCGCCGCCUCACCGGCUGGUGGUCCUCUUCUCGCGCCUCGUUUCCCGCCACGGGUUCCGCCCCAACGCUUUCUCCUUCUCCACGAUCCUCGCUGCCCUCGUGGACGCGGGCGCCGCGGCACUCCCCCACGGCCGCGCUCUCCACGCCCGCGCGGUCGCGUGCGGGCUAGCGCUGUCCAGCGGGCACGUGCUUACCAGCCUCCUUGAUCUCUACGCGGUGGCCGGGCAGCUUCGGGAGGCCCGUCAAGUGUUCGACGAAAUGCCGGAGAGGACGGUGGCGGCAUGGAAUUGCAUGCUUGCGGCUUAUGUGCGGUGCCGCGAGAUGGAUGUGGCACUGUGGUUCUUCAAUGAGAUGCCUGAGAGGGAUUCCGUGGCAUGGACGACGAUGAUCGCUGGCUGUGCAAAUGCCGGGAGGGCAGCAGAGGCGGUUGAGCUCUUCUGGAGGAUGAGGAAGGCAAAUGUGAAGGAUGACGCAGUGACAAUGGUUGCCUUGCUAACGGCGUGUGCCGAGCAGGGGGACCUGCGGCUCGGGCGGUGGGUGCACACCCGCGUCGAGCAGGAAGGACGAGAGUGGCGGACGGUUUUGCUGGACAAUGCACUCAUCAAUAUGUAUGUGAAAUGUGGGGCUAUGGAGGAUGCACACCGCUUGUUUCUGGUGAUGCCAAAGCGGAGUACUGUGUCAUGGACUACUAUGAUCUCAGGGCUUGCAAUACAUGGUCGCGCUGAGGAGGCACUAGACUUGUUUCACAGAAUGCAGGAGCAUCCUGAUGGUGCGACUCUGCUUGCAGUGCUGUUGGCAUGCAGCCAUGCAGGGAGGGUUGAUGAUGGCCGGCAAUACUUUCAGAGUAUGGAAAGAUUUUAUGGGAUCACUCCGGGGAUACAGCACUACGGCUGCAUGGUUGACAUGCUCUGCCGCAGGAAGCAAUUGCGUGAAGCUCUUGAGCUUGUGAAGACAAUGCCUUUGCAGCCUAACGAUGCCGUGUGGGGUGCACUGCUUAGCGGAUGCAAGAGGGAAGGCAAUCUUGAGAUCGCAGCAGAAGUGACUGAAAGGUUGAUUGAGCUGCAGCCAGAGCGAGCAGCUGGCCACCUUGUCCUGCUGGCUAACAUGUAUGCUGGUGUUGGACAGUGGGAGCAAGCUGGGAAGUUAAGAGAGAGAAUAGCUACAUUGGAUGCUGGAAAAUCUGCAGGAACAAGCAAGCAGGAAUUCAGGGGAGUCUUUGACUAAGUUAGUGUUGGAGCUUGAAGGUCAACUUCAAGCACGAAACCAUGAGGUGUUCUUGUGAAUGCCUGAGGAAAAAUGUUUCAGAUUGAGUAGUGGCAAAAGGAUAUACGCAUCUUAUAUUCUUGACCCUCUGGUGAAACCAUGAAAUUAUGCAGCAGCAUUGCUCCUUUUCAGGUUCCUUAUGUCACUCAAGAAGCUUGUUACAUGUGCCAAUGCCAAUUGCAGCAGCGAGAUGCCAUGCAGCAUGGAUAUAGGGAG